Mercurialis annua (annual mercury) is the source of this 1424-nucleotide messenger RNA. Its product is annotated as transcription factor BIM2. Gene Ontology annotation, biological process: DNA-templated transcription. Lineage: Eukaryota; Viridiplantae; Streptophyta; Magnoliopsida; Malpighiales; Euphorbiaceae. The record is from RefSeq and is a predicted model, not a curated record. The coding region runs from base 193 to 1179 and encodes 328 amino acids. Gene Ontology annotation, molecular function: protein dimerization activity; DNA-binding transcription factor activity. The transcript has 8 exons.
AACAAAAAUAUAUAAAAAAAAAACCUUGGCUUCUUAAAUUUUCAAAUAAAAAAAUUCUGUCGACAGAGCCUAACUAACGGUGCCGCUGAUUGCCGGGAAAAGUAACAACCAGACUGACAGCCGCCGUCUUCACCAGCACCGCAACCCAACUACCGAAUUCCAAAUAUCUGAAAAGAAAAAACAAAGUAAGAAAUGAGAGGAAAAGGAAAUCAAAAUCAAGAUGAAGAAGAGUACGAGGAUGAUGGACUCACUUCAAAUGUUACUCAUAAUAAUAACAAAGAUGGGAAGAGUGGUGAUAAGGCUAGUGCAAUAAGAUCGAAGCAUUCUGUUACUGAGCAGCGGAGGAGGAGUAAGAUUAACGAGAGAUUUCAGAUUUUGAGAGAUCUUAUACCUCAUAGCGAUCAAAAGAGGGAUACAGCAUCAUUUCUCUUAGAGGUGAUUGAAUAUGUACAGUUCCUACAAGAGAAGGUGCAAAAGUAUGAGGGCUCGUAUCAGGGUUGGAGUUCUGAGCCUACGAAGUUGAUGCCAUGGAGAAAUAGUCAUUGGCGCGUCCAAAGUUUCAUUGGUCAUCCACAACAAAUAAAAAAUGGUUCUGCUCCUGGGUCAACUAUUACUGGGAAAUUUGACGAUAAUACAAUUUCUAUCCCCUCAACUAUGCUUACAGACACACAGAAUCAAGUAGAUUCCGACCCUAGCAGGGAUGUUACGUGCAAAGCAAUGGAACGACAGCCUGAAGUAGCAAACAAAGUUAUGCUUCAUCCCGCAUCCUUACAAACAACCGCACAAAUUCCUGUUUUUAGUGACGGUGUUAUUGCACAUCCUCCUCAGCAACCGGUAACAGAUGCACAUUCCACUGAGUUCCCCAUGGCUGGCAGUCCACUGAACCAGCAGGAGGAGCUAACAAUUGAAGGUGGUACAAUCAGUAUCUCCAGUGUUUACUCGCAAGGGUUGCUGGAUAAUCUCACACAGGCAUUGCAGAGUGCUGGUGUUGAUUUGACACAGGCCAAUAUCUCACUGCAGAUUGAUCUGGGUAAGAGGGCAAAUAGAGGACUGACAUCUGGAACAUCUAAUACUAAGGAAGAUCUGAAUACCGCUACUAGCAAUGAAGGAGCCACACAUCUUCGGGAUUUCCCCAGCAGAGAGGACACAGACCAGGUGCAAAAGCGGCUGAAGACGUAAGAUCUGUGUAGGUUUUCAUGUCUUGUUUUGUUUAUUUAUGGGUGUACAUACUAUGCUUUGGUGUUCCAGACUCACAUUUGUUGAGAUUCUUGUGCAAAGCUAUUAUCUUAGAGGGUAUGUUUCCUAUGGAGUUCCCCUUUAGAUCUCUGAUUGAGAGAUGCUAUUGCCUGUAUCAUCGCCUUUGUAUCGUACAUAUUGAUUAUAUAUACAUAAAUAUAUGAAAUGAAGCCUUUGUUUUGUUAUUA